AUGACUGACAUCAUCAAUGGCAGUAGGAAUGAUGUAGCAGAGGUGAAACCGGGACGUUUAUUGGGAGUCUUGCAUGCCGCAAAUGAAACUCAAAACAGAAUCCUAGAGGUGAGGAAUGAUCGUCAAGGCAAGACCCGGGAGAACGACAUAGCUACGAAACCAAUCAAGGAGGAACCAAAAUCUAGCGAUGAAGACGCCAGAGUGCCAAGUGCGAGGGAGCAAGUGGAAGCACCUGAAGGCAACGAGAGGGAUGCCAAGAUUGUGGAAGCUGGGAGCGAAUCGAGAGGUGAUGGAAAGUCGGUGACCCCGGAUCAAAGGGUGGUGUGUCGCAAAAAGAAGAAAACAGAAGACGAUAGCCCUGCGGAGACAAAGGAAAAAGUAAAGUUUGACCCUUGGGAUGAUAAGGACAAAAUAAUGAUGGUGCCGGUCGGUGCCAUCACGACCGAGAAAUGCGAAGAACCUGGUAGGAAGGAAUCUGACCCAUGCAAAGCAAAAUCGGGUUGUCGCAAUGAUGAUAUUAUACUUGCUGAGCGAGAAACCCACGAGAUUGAAUCAGAUCAUUUUAGCAGCCGUGAUAGCCCCACUGAUGGUGCCGAAAACGAUAAUGACCGUGAUGGAAGACAUAUCACGGAAAUCGCCACGGACUAUUGUGAUCAAGGAGGAGGAGACGACACCGCCGAACAAGUGAAGCCAAUAAACCCCGAACCUGACUCCAGGAGAACUUCAUCAGCACACCAAGAAAUAGGAGUGCUACGGAAUGGGCGAAUCUGGAAAUGGUGGCAAAGGAAGGGAGACGAUGAAAUCACCAUGAUGUACCUGAUUAAGAGCACGCCCAUGAAUACAUGA
This is a messenger RNA of Acaulospora morrowiae, 846 nucleotides long. The record is from the annotation of a GenBank genome assembly. Lineage: Eukaryota; Fungi; Glomeromycota; Glomeromycetes; Diversisporales; Acaulosporaceae.